Molecule: messenger RNA, 669 nt
Organism: Rotaria sp. Silwood1
Lineage: Eukaryota; Metazoa; Rotifera; Eurotatoria; Philodinida; Philodinidae
Source: the annotation of a GenBank genome assembly
AUGUAUCGUGAGGAUAGUCUCAGAAAAUCCGCUAUUAAUUAUUUAACAAUCAAUAUGAUGAAAAGUAGUUGGACUUUAGCUAAAGAUGAUUUAGAUAAAAUAGAACCAGAUACAUUAAUACCGCAUUUAAGUUAUUUAUCUGAUUAUGCUGAACUAUAUAUCAAACAAGAUAUUCAUAAUCAACAACGAUAUCAUGAACAAGCUAUACAUAUGCCAUUUACUUGGACAGCAAUUAGAUUACAUGAUAUUUUCCAAGAAAUUGUACAUGAAACAAUUAUAUCAAACCAUUGUAAUACAUCAUUUGCUAAUACAGAAUUAAUUAAUUCAUCUGUUAAAGCUUCGAAACAAAAAAGUCAUGAAUCAUGUGUUUUUUGUAAUACUUAUGGAAAUUUUCAUCGUUCACGUGAUGAAAGUUCAACAAGAAAUAUUUCAAGAAGAAAUGAAGAUCGACAAAUUUCAACAUCAUUACCGACAGCAACUGUAUCAUCAACAAAUACAAAUACGAGAAAUGUUUCAUCAAAAUUAGCUAGUGUUCGUUCAAGUUUACUUUAUUUUCAACUCUAUGCUGCAAGAAGUCCAUCAUUAUCAGUGGUAGAUGAAAUGGCACUUGCGACCAAUAGUAAUCUUAUGUCAACAAGUUUAUUUCCAUUUUACCAUAUAUUUUCUUGA